This is a messenger RNA of Protopolystoma xenopodis, 441 nucleotides long. The record is from the annotation of a GenBank genome assembly. Lineage: Eukaryota; Metazoa; Platyhelminthes; Monogenea; Polystomatidea; Polystomatidae.
AUGCCGGCGAAACGUCUGGGAAUGUGCCAUGUCCAUGGUCCUAUUCUAGCAAUGAUGAUGCAUUUAAUAGACUCCGGACUUGAAGCGCUAAAACAGAGUACCUCAUCCAAAAGGAAUGACGAUUAUGCGGAUUACUGCAUUCCAUUAGAGGCCAGAGAUCCCGUAAUUCCACUUUCGUUAUCCACUUUGCCACCAUCUGACUCGUCUGGGUAUUUUGACCAUCCUAUCAGUGAUGUUGAUUAUGCCAAUUUGACACCAAGACAUAUUGUUGCAGACAUCUUAUCAGGUGUUUCUGGAGGUGGCCUUCCCGCUGCCUCACGCUUGGCUGCAGGUGGGGAUGCUGAAAUGGACGACUAUCUAGUACCGAUUGAACCGCCUACUGAACCAUUGUUACCUCCGACUACGAGCUCCAAUAGCGAGGAUACUUCUGAAAGAGGUUAG